Molecule: messenger RNA, 1669 nt
Organism: Saccostrea echinata
Lineage: Eukaryota; Metazoa; Mollusca; Bivalvia; Ostreida; Ostreidae
Product: troponin C-like
Exons: 5
Coding region: 126-578 (150 amino acids)
Molecular function (GO): calcium ion binding; enzyme regulator activity
Source: RefSeq, a predicted model, not a curated record
GAAGAAGAGAUCGGGUUCCAAGACAACUCGGCUACGCAUGCGUAUUUUCUUUCGCAGCAGACGAUUUCCAGUGAGAAAGAAAAAUAAAAAUUUGCUAAUCUGAGCUCGGAGAUAUUAGAAUCAAGAUGUCGGAAUUCAAGAUAUCUGAAAAGCAAUAUACUGAUGCACACAAUACUUUUAACCUUUUCGACAAAAAGGGCGAUGGUCGGGUAUCAACAAAAGAGCUGGAAAAAGUCUUCAAAAGUUUAGCCCUUCAAAUUAAUGACGAACAGCUGAAAGAAUGGGCUGACGAAAUGGACGAGGAAGCUGAAGGAUAUCUGAAUUGGGAUCAGUUCAAAGUUUUGUUCGAACGUAAAAUAAGGAUGGACGAGGACGAGAGAGAACUUCGAGAAGCGUUUAGGGUACUAGACAAGGGAAAUAAGGGAACAAUUCCGGUAGAAGAUCUACGAUGGAUUUUAAAAUCAAUAGGAGACGAUUUCACGGAAGAGGAAUUAGAUGAUAUGAUUGCAGAAACCGACACAGAUGGUUCCGGAACUGUUGAUUAUGAAGAAUUCAAAGCCUUGAUGACCUCUGAAUGAGAGUUGGAUACAGUUUUCGUCCUUUUUGCAUCAGGCAACACAAAUCUAUCGUACGCUCGCGUCCCAUUCGUCAGCUUGCUGUUUGCAAUAUUUUUGAAGGAAUUUACAUCCAUAUGAAUAAAAAACAAAAAUACACGUCCAGCUCCUGACGAAUUUGGAUCAUUUUUGGCAAGAAAUUGCGGCGUACCCUAGCCUUUUCAUUUUUGCAGUUUUAUUGUGAACUGAUCAUAAACGUCUUCCUAUCAUUCCAUAUUGUUUUAACACAUGCGCACUAACCUGCUUGUAAAGAUAAAAAAGAUAAUAAAUAUAUGCAGAGGAGUAGUUCUAACAUUUGUGUGUUUUAUGUAUCUUUUUGUUGCUGUUACGCUCGAUGAUUUUGCGCAUUGCUAUUGUUACGAAUUAUUUCAGCUUUUUUAUGAUAACUCUUCUUAUAUCAUUUCCAGAAUUCUUAAAACUGAUGAUGGGCGAUUAAAUAUGCUGAUUAAAGACUUUAUUUUGACCGACUAAUCACCACCGUUGUGCAGGGGAACACGCCUCUAGGAAUUGCACUUUCCUUACCAACACUUGCAGUUGAAAUAUCAACUUUCCAAUUGUCACUCACAUUUCUUUCUCUCAUUGCGUCAUGCACAAUGCUUGUUUUCGAUCUAUUUGACAACUUGUUUUUAAACCCUAAUGGCAGUGAUAUUUCAACUGAUGUAAAUACCAUUGUAAGCACGCUUGUUUGCUUUGCACCUUUUUUUGCUUUGAUUUCACAGGUAGUUUGGUUUUUUUUUAAAUAAAUUGUUGACCUUUACGUUGAAAGGUCAAACCGGACUUCCCCGCCAUGUAUCUGGAAUCCAUAUUCACAUCAUGCAUGAUUGGUUUCAAAGUGACAAGUGAAACCUCUGGAACCUUCCAUUGUGAAAUACUAACUUAACGUUCAAAUAGUUCACGAUCCCAUUAUACUUGAAUAUGUGUAAAAAAUUAUUAAAUAUAGAUCUUUGAAUGGUUUUUCAAUUGAAGUGUAUAUAUGUGUAGUUUUUGUAUGAAUGAAAAUCGUUAUGCAAACAUACUUAAUUUUCCACUAAUAAAAAUUGUUACUUCCUUCAAAA